Messenger RNA from Beta vulgaris subsp. vulgaris (sugar beet), 1395 nucleotides. RefSeq lists its product as uncharacterized. Lineage: Eukaryota; Viridiplantae; Streptophyta; Magnoliopsida; Caryophyllales; Amaranthaceae. The record is from RefSeq and is a predicted model, not a curated record. The transcript has a single exon. The coding region runs from base 1 to 1395 and encodes 464 amino acids.
AUGUUUAGUACGCAUUUUGUAAGUAAUAGGCGCCGUGAGCGCACUACUGGGGAAUUGCUCUCGAUCAAGCAAGGUGCCAAUGAGAGCUUGAGGGAUUAUUUUGGCCGUUUCAAUGUCGAGGCGGUCUCGAUACCUCGACUGCAGCAGGACGUGGCCAUUUUGCCUUUAAUGACAGGAGUUAAGGAGGGAUCACCCUUCCGGAACUAUCUGUGUCGAAAAUCCUAUACGUCUCUGGGUCCCGUCCUUGGCAAGGCCAAUGAUUAUAUAAGAGGGGAAGAGUUUGACAAGGCCGCAAGCAGCCGAGAAUCAGAAAAGAAAGAUGAUAAGCAGAUUAAGGAGAAAGGUCGCGAAGUGGACCGGGGCCGAGAUGAAAGAAAGCAAGAAUCAAACAUGGUCAAAAGAGGAAAUGACCGGGAAAGGGAAAGUGAGAAGUAUGACCGCGAUCGCAGAGACCGUGAAAAAAGCAGCCGAGAGGGGGGUGAACACAAGGAAAGAUUCGAUGCGUACACCCAACUUACCACCUUAAGAAGCCAGAUUUUUCUGAUGAACAAAGAUAGUGACAAGUGGCAGCGUCCAAGGCAGAUGUUUCAUAAGAACCGUGACAAGAGUAAGUGGUGUGAUUUUCACGGGGAUCACGGCCACCUAACUGAAGAUUGCCGGCACUUGAAGGAUAACCUGGAGGAUUUGAUAAGAAGAGGUUACUUCAGUCAGUAUAAAGCUCAAACCAAAGAGAGCGAUUUGGUAAAGCCAGCAAAUCGAAAUGUUCAGUCUCGGAUCAGCGAGAUUCAUGUUAUUAGCGGAGGUCCCAUCCAUGGAGGAAGUAUUAAUGGUGCGAAGGCGAGCUUGAAGGAAUUCAGGCAUCAUGUCAAUUUCAAUGCAAGUCUGCCAUGGAAAAAUCCGCCAGCAAUGCCAGCGAUGUCAUUCAUGCUUGAGGACGCUAAACAUGUCGUCUAUCCUCAUGACGACCCAUUGGUAGUAACACUGAAAAUCUCAAAUUGCCUGGUUCACCGAAUUUCAGUGGACGGGGGCAGUUCUGCAAACAUUUUAUACUUGUCAACAUUCGAAAAACUCAUGAUUGGCCGAGAGUUUCUGAAGCCGGUCAGGUAUCCGGUCAUCGGAUUCACAGAGGCAUCAGUGGUGCCAGAAGGAUUGAUUUCCCUCCCAGUGCGUAUUGGGGAAAAUGAUAUAGCCAGAGAUGUCAUGGCUGAGUUCCUAGUGGUGGAUGUUCCGGGAGCAUAUAACGCCAUCAUUGGGCGUCCUUUCAUUCAAGACGUCCAAGGUGUCGUCUCAACUUACCAUCUGACAAUGCUGUAUGUUUCCAAUGGCGGAUCAACAUCAAGGUUAAAGGGCAACCAGGAGAUGGCAAGGUCAUGUUAUUUGACAACACUAAAGUAG